AUGUUUGGAGGAUGCUUGGACUAUGGGAUGGGAGGAAAGAGUGCUACAGGUCUUUUAACCCUUCAGGUUGAGUCUCCAAUGCAACAUGUGGUGUCAAACUCCACUUUUACAUGCACAACCCUGGCUUAAGCAAUGGGUUACUAAACCUUAACCUCACUCUCUCUUAUAGGUAGCAGAUCAUCAUUUUUACUGCAACAUUCCCACGCAGACACCAUCAUGACGUUUUUUUUAUUAUCAAUAACUUGGAGUUCAUCAGGGGUCCUGGUCAAAUAUCCACAUCAUUUGCAUACUAUGAUAUAAAUAUGACUGCAUUUAUUUUAUUUGUGUGUUGGUCUGUGAAUGGCAUUAAUGGUCAACAUCUGGCUCUUUAAUGGAUACAUUUAAUUUGAAUGAGCCUUGAACUUGUAAACAUGCAAUAAUUAGUGUAAUAGGCACACCACCAGCAGUCUGACCUCAGUGCAAAGCGACAUGUAAGAUAGAAAAUAAGGGUGCACCACUUUAAACAUUAAAUCUUCAUAAAUAUAAAAAGAUUGAGCAUAUCAGAAAUUACAUAUAUAUCACGGUAUGAAGCCAAUACAAUUAACAGUUAGAAUUACAGCAAAAUAAUUUUAGUAGAAACAUCAUGUACUGGAUAAUAAACAAUUUCAGAAAUCCAUUCCACUAAAGUGUCAGCUAUAGUUGAUGUCAAAGCGAAACUGACAAAAGUUCUGAAGCCAAAAUUUUGGAAAGAGGCAGCACAGGACAUCAAAUAAUGGCCUAGCUAGUAAAAUGUAAAAGAUAUUUGCAGACCUUGUUAUUUGCAGGUUUCAUAUUUAUUGCUGAUAGUUCUACUUUAAUUAUCUUAUCAAUACCCAUUGUACAGCGCUACGGAAUUUGUUGGCGCUAUAUAAAUAAUAAAUUAAUAAUAAUAAUAAUCAUGUACUUGUGUGCAAAUGUCAUAAUACAGAUUGAUGAUUUUUUUUAAAUAAAAAUUUAUGGUAUGCAGUGAUUUUUCUACAUUUAAUUACUUGUGAACAUGCCACCUUGUGUGUUCUCAGAAAUACUGUCAACUAUUUUACCCUUAACAUAAUCCCAUUUAAUAUAAGGCAUAUAACAGAACAACAAAAUUCUGCCUAAGCCACUGCCUGUACUGCUACAUACAGUACCUAUACAUAUGCAAUAUACUGAAAGACACUACAAGCGCCAAAACAACUUUAGCUACAUGGAGUAGUUUAGGUAUAUAGAUCAUGCCCCUGCAGUCUAACUGCUCAAUUUUCUACUUCAGAGGAGUUAAAUCACUUUGUUUAUGCAGCCUUAGUCACACCUCCCAUGUAUGUGACCUACACAGUCUAUUUCCUGUGAAGUGAGAUCUAAUGUUUAAACUUCCUUUAUAGAAUAGUCUGUUUAAUUUAAAAUGUGUUAUUCCCUGCUCUGCUAAUACAAGCAUAUAUUUUUUUUUUUGGGGGGGUGGGGGUGGGGUGGACCUUGGGUGAGUUCCCACACUUUUUCCCCAGGACUUGACCCCUGUCUUUUAUGAUAUAUAAUCUAUGUUCUUCUGUUACCCAGUCUCCAUACGUCAGAUAUAGUGUAUCCAUCCAUGCCUUUUUAAGUUUCACUGACUGGGUGCAAUACUAGGCCUGAUUUAAUACCAUGCAUUAUAGGAAUGCUGGGCACAGUGAAAGAGGGUUCAAAUAGCAAUGUUACCAUGGGGACCAGGACAAAUUGCCAGAUUGAAAGAGCGUGGAUUGCAGAUAAGCUGGGGAGAAGAUUUAAGAAAUUUCCAUAGAAAGAAUUCUAGAAGUCAUCAUGCCCAAUCUCCAAUUUUGGAUUUCCUUUCCAUUUACACAAGAUCCACUCAAUUUUAAAAAGGAAAAAUUGCCAUUAAUGGGACAAAUGUUAGUGUAGCUGGGUGCAUGAUAACCAUCAUUCUUAGUGUAGUAGUACUAUAAGACAGGAAUAGCCUUUGGUUAACUCUGUAUAUAGAUAAAAACAGUGGGAAUCAAACAGAAUCUUCAUAAUAAAAUGUAUCUUUAAUCACCUCCUAAAGUAUUAUUUCCAAAUUAUGUUUGAGGUGAAUAUUUGCUCAAAAGGAAACAAAAAUGGAAAAACAAGGAGUUCAACUAAUUGAAGGUUAUGCAGCAUGAAUGCACACCCUCCAUAAUAAUUUUGUGAGUUAUUUGGAGAAGUCAUACUCACCCACCCCACCCAACACCCCCAUCCUGAUAAUCUCUGGAAUAUACACACUAUAGGGUUCAUGCAAGAUAGAUUAGGAGCUUCAAAAAUGAAUAAUUUGGGGUAAAAAGAAAUACCAAUAUGUGAAGAAGUAUUGGAUAGUUUUAGGUCAACAACACAAUAUAUGAGAUUUAUAGCAGGUUACAGCUGGUAGAAUAGUAUGGUUUAAUAUUUAGGCAGGUUAUAGAAUAAAAGGUUAUUUUAAAGCCAGUUGGUUGUCUUUACCACAUAGUUAAUUAUUGGGGUUAUAGUUUUAAAUAUAUAUUUAACUUUAUCUUUAUCCUAAACAGAAAAAUAAGAUUGGUGGGAUAACAAAAAUUGCAUAUUUUUUAUGCAGACUUGGUGACUUUUGGUUAAUAAGGAAAGGUUUGUUUAGUGAUUUACACAAUAUAUUGCAUUGUUAAGGACAAUCAAUUUGACGUCAAAUGUAUAUAUUGAGAAACUAUAGUAUAGACCAAUUUCUAAUCAUAAAAUCUAAUAGCAGAAACACAAUAAUAUUGCAUCUUUCAACCUCCACAGUGAUCAUGUGCAACUUUGCCCAUAAAAAAACUUGAUGAAUAAGGUCUCAGAAAGAGAGGUGCUGGAUUUUUUUAAAGUUAAAAGCUAACUUUUAAGCUUGCUAAAACCUUACUUUUAAGCUUGCUACACACACACACACACACACACACGAUAAAGAAUUUUUUUUUACAUUGAAUAUUAUGAUUUUCCCGCUCCUAGACUAUUUCAUUUAAGUUUCCCUCCACAAGGUUUAUGCGAUUUCUUUAAAAUGUUUGCUUAAAAAGGUAAUUCUAAUGCUAAUAAUGCUAACAGAACAGAUACUGCAGUGUGAUACUCCACCCACUGCUUAAACACUGACCAAUAGAAAUCUUCACACCUAUUAACAUGACAAAGGCUAUUGGUGGGAUACUCAAUUUGCAUUUAAUUCAGGGAGGGGUUUAUGGUUUAGUCAGGGCAGUUUUCCUAUAAAAGACCAUUAGCAGGCUUACAGCCUUCAGAAUUUGUCUUCUUGUUGAUUUAGCAGGAACCUCUUGAAGACAUUGGACUGUAGGAGACAACUUCCACCUGUUGAACUUUCGAAAGAUCACUUUUUCAAUAUUCCAAAGUGAUAUCUCAACCCAGAGUUGAUAGUAAUAUUGUAAAGGUAAGAUCUACACUUCCUUAUAACCUGAUACAGUAUGUUUGAAUGGAGUGGGAUUAUUUUAUUUUAUUUUUUUUAACACAUCAUGGUGACAUAGAUAAGUUGCAAAGAGUAGGUUAGAAUAGUAGAGAUGGAAACGGUCUACAGCUCCUCUAGUUUGAAAUUUGGUUAUUUUGCUAUACAACAAAAUUUGUUUAAAGAAACUAAAACGUUCUAUUUCAGUAUUCGGUUAAACAAUUAGAUGUUCAGGAAAUAAAAUGUACAUGAUAAUUAUUCCUGUUGGAUGAAUAACAUUUGGUUCUCUGUGUAUGUUGGACUAAAUUUCACGUAAGUCUCAAUCACGCUAUAGGUUGACUUAGAGUUUUAGUACACAGUAGGUGGAGAGAGAUGUUUUAAUGUGUAGAUUGGUUUGUGAGACUGGUUCUGUCCUUUAAUUCAUAGCAUAUAAUUCAUUUGGGGUUAGUCAGGACACUCUGGAUCUGGAAUAUUAAGGGGAUUUCUGUACGUUGGCUCAAUCUAAUUUGGUUAAAAAAAUUUAAUCUAUUUAAUACCGUUUAAUUAUACACUAUAAAUAUACAAUUUGGAUUAAAAAAAAAAAUCUAUAAAGUUCUACCUACUUUUACAUUUAAGGUCUUGAUUAUAUUAUACACAGUCCAUCUGUUAUAUACAGUUUCUCAAAUUGUAUUAAAUAUUCAUCAGGGCUAUUAACACACCCUAUAAAUGCAUUUUGCUGUCUUUUUACCACUUUCUUUUUACCAUUUUCUGGAGGAAGAUCUCUCCCUGGAUCCACUCUGAAGAACUGGUCUUUUCCUCUUCCAAAAACUAUUAGAGAUACACUGUACCAUGCUUUCAUUAUUUCUUUUGGGAUUGCGAAGUUCAACUACUCUUUGGCAGGAGAAAAGGAGUGGGAGAGAAUUGUUCUACAUGGAAUGGGCUGAUUUGUCUUGUAGUUUAGGUUUACACACUUCAUAGCUUUAGAUUGCAAGGUCUUAAAGAUUACAAAUCUGUAUUCUGAUUCAGAACAGCAAAACUAUAAUUUUGGUAAAUGUACAGAGGAUGCUAACACACAUGGGAUUUUAGCAUUCACUGACAGUUUGUCAAACAUGUUAUAGCAAAACAUUGGUUAAAUAUUAGCAUCAUUAGUAAUGAAGAUUUAUCUUUACUUAUAAAAGAUUAUAAAAAAGCAGUUUUUAAAACUAAUGUUUUGCACCCUCAGGUCUACGCUUCAGAUCUGAGUAAAGAAUCUGCCUUCCAGCUCAUUGCAAUGGAAAAUACAUCUGAAAACCAAGAGAUCCAGAUUAUUCCAGAGCAGUACCAGGUUCUUGAAAAGCUUGGAGAAGGGACCUUUGGUCAAGUUUUACUGGCUCAUGACAAGCUAGCAGGUACAUAGACAGUUUGAAUAUCCCCGAAACCUUUGUUGGCACAUGUGUUCAUCUAAUAACAUACAGUAUCUAGAAUAGUUGAUGGCUAUAACAACCUGUAAUUCAAGCAGAAAUUUCACUUUUUGCACAACAUGGUAGCCAACAAAAAGUUAGUUAUUUUGUCUUUUUAUUUACAUUGUAUAUCUUGCUGCACUGGCACAUCUAAAACAAUAGGCAAAUAAAAUUAAUUUCUAAGUGUCGCAUGCACGCACGAGGCACCUGGAAAUAAAUACUGGAGGACAAAGAGAACGGUCUUAAUAGUAUUAAACAUCCUCAUGCUACUCCUGACACAUUAAUGUUACUAUAGUUGAUUGUAUUCAUGAAAAUAGUUUUAACAACCGUCUUGAUAAUUUUUACCAGGUCGAUCAGUGGCGCUAAAACUGAUGAAGAAAGAGAAAACCCACCAAGAUGCCUUUGUCAAGGAAUUCAAGGUUGCGGUCUAUCUUUCUCAUCACAAGGGUAUCAUUACUACCUACCCCUACUUCUUUGAUAACCUGCACAACUACAUCUAUGUCCAGGAGGUGGCAACAGCAGGGACCCUUGAAGCCAUUAUUGUUGAGAAGGUAAGAAAAAUAAGCGAAACAAUUGCUUUGGAAUAACCUCCGUGGUAUUUUUAAACAGAUUAGUAACAACGCAUGGUCUUGUUAGAGUUUCUAUGCUAAUUUAGGCAUGGGCAACUUGAUACCCUAUUCCCCAUGUACUAUAACAAAAUCUGGCAGAGGAGAUUUGCUGGAAAUUUAUAUCACCAAGAACAAGAAGGCCACUGGUUACCAACACCUGUUCUAGCUGCAUCUUAGUUUGGUUAAAUAAUUAUCAAUGGGGAGCUUAGCCUUUGAAGCAACCGGUCGCAUGUGCCUGGAGCUCCGGGCCUCAAGCUGUAGAAAACACACUUUCUGACACAAUUAUCGCCUGCUAAGGGGACCUGGAAACCGCCACCAGUCCGUCCAAAGACCAUAGGGCGAAAAUCUAAAAAACCCAAGCCAGAUAGACCGAACAUGGGGCUAAAUAUCGGAGAAAUGUGGCAGCAAACGCAGGGCGCACACGGACCUAAAAUGGCUGCCCUCUCGGGAGGAUGCUUGGAUUUCUCAGAUGGGCUCUCCUUGGAUGAGGAAGAAGACUGCAUACCUGCCACCUCGAGGCCGAAGACAGGUCCAGCGACACCGGACAGCUGUCCUCUAGGAGCUCCUGGCAGACUUGAAACCACCCUCCAGGCAGAAAUAGCCACGAUCUGCGGAGGCUUGCAAGGCCUGAUGGGCCGCAUUGGAGCCCUUGAGGAGGCCACACAAACAGGCACACAGCGCAUGAACACGCUGCAACAGGAGAUUAGAGACCUACAAAAACAAAAUCAAUUGUACGACCGCCGUUUCGCGGCACAGGAAGAUGCCAGACGCCGGAACAAUAUUAAAAUCAGAGGGAUCAAGGAGGACAUACCUGAAGCUGAACUGACACAUUUACUAAAUAGAUUAUGGAGCGCCCUGCUGUAACCGCGUCAAGCUAAAGCUGUCAUGCUGGAUGGCAUCUUCCACAUCCCCACGCCGACCAAGGCACCAACUGAUGUCCCACGGGACCUGGUGGUACAAUUCCGGUCUGGGACUGAUAAAGAAGCAGUCCUCCAAGCCCUCAGGGGAACACCCCAAUUCCAAUUUUAAGGCAUGACGCUAUCCUUUUACCAGGACCUCUCGAACAGAACCCUGGCCUGGCGGAUUGCCACAAAAAUGUUUGAUUGUUUCUUUAACGGGUACCCGCUGUUGUGGCGCUACUAGCAUGCUUGUUAUAUCCUAAACACGAAAAAAAAGAAUUAAAAUAUAAAAUAAUUAUCAAUGUUCAGGUUGAGGUCAUUUAAAAUUUUAAUAACACAGCCAUCUCCAUAAAAAGUGCUAAUUACUUUGUCAACCCUUGCCUAAUAUUGAAAUAGCUGAAAUAUUCUGUUCAGCAGCAUAUAUCCUUGAGAACUGGAUGUAUGACAUACAUUGAUAAUUAAACAAGUAUGUAAAUCAUUGCUUACAACACAACCAAUAUUUGAGGAAUACUUUUGCUAGAGGAGAGUUAUCAGCUGAUUUAUUAAAAUGUUUUUGAAAAUAUUGGUAAAUGUGUUUAUUUUUCUCUACUGGAUAUUAUACUGAAAUAUGUUGUUUUUAUCUAAUCUUCUAGGUUGGGUUACCAGAAUACAUUGUGAAGCGUUGUGCUGCUCAGAUUUCCGAAGCAUUAUUUUUCAUUCAUAAUCAAGGGUUGGUGCACAGAGACCUGAAACCAGACAACAUCUUGCUUAUGGAUAAAGAAUGCCACAACAUCAAGAUCGGAGAUUUUGGUCUAACAGAACGUUUUGGUAGAUUCAUCCCAUCGAUGUCUCAUAUAAUACCAUACAUGGCACCUGAGCUUUCUAUUCUGGAACCUAACCAGUAUCUACACUUGGGUCCAAGUAUUGAUGUCUGGGCAUUUGGAGUCACCCUGUAUGUAGCUCUCACUGGCUGCUUUCCAUGGCUGGAAGCUGUAAACAGAGACCAUCAAUUCCAGAUAUUUGCAAGCUGGAAAACAUACGGCGAGAUAGACGCUCCCCCUGUUUCCUGGCAGAGUUUCACCAGGGAAGCACUGGUUAUGUUUUCCAGUUUACUUUCACUGGAUCCUUCCUUUAGAAUGUCUGGUG
Molecule: messenger RNA, 7414 nt
Organism: Pelobates cultripes (western spadefoot toad)
Lineage: Eukaryota; Metazoa; Chordata; Amphibia; Anura; Pelobatidae
Source: the annotation of a GenBank genome assembly